CCCUGGUCCGCAUGGAAAACAACUGCACAGCUGUAAAGGCCAAACCCAAAACCUGAUUCCAGAUGUCUGUGUCAACCAGGCAAAGCUUUGUAUACAGAAAACCACUGGACUACGAGUACAGCUGCAGGUCUUAUCAUGUCCACUUUGCAAUACAAAUAUUUGAACAUUGAAUAAGGAAUAGUCACCUGCAAGAAUAUGGGAGACCCCAAAACAAAAGAGGACAUGAUCAGACAUGAUGAGCAUAUCACUCUCUGGCCCAAUGGUAUUGAAGCCAUCAUCAGCUCAGACCUCUCUGUUUCUCAUCAGAACCAGCACAAGUUGAUGAUGAGAGGAACUAUGGAUUGGCCAGUGGAGAAACAACACUUGAUUAAUAACAACCCUGAAGAGAAAUCUGAGAACGACACCAUAAGGUUCUCCUUAGAUGGCAGUGCAUCAGGUACUAGUGCUCCAGGGCCCAGUCCUGCCUUUUUAGACACACUGAGUUCUCUGGGUGAACACACAGAUCACAUGCUCUUGCCUCACUCCUUACAUCAGAUAGCAGAAGCUUAUUUUCUUGAAGAGGACUAUCAUUGGGCAUUUCAGUUCCUGCAUUUGGAGAUGCUAUAUCAUGAGAGACUGCUUUCCAACUUGGUCUCUAUGCAGAAGGACUGGGAAUCCCAGUGGAAGGCUGUAUCUCAAGUCAAUAACUGUUCUCAUGUGACAAUCCACUAUACCGAGACUGAGGCAAAGCGCAUGAACUCUCUGAAACGCAUCUGUAGAACACACCAAAGACCUAAUCACAGUGUGGAUAAGGUAAGAUAUAAAGUUCUCCUCUGUUUUUGCACAAAUUCUGAGUUGUUUUUUUUUUUUAAUAACAUGGCUUGUCUGAGACUGAAAAAGCAGGUAAUCGAGGAGAGUGUUACAGUUCAGCAGACAAGUACAGGAAAUCCUUUUCAAAUGAAGGAAUGGACAGAGCAGCCAUGGACUGACCCAGAAGAGGAAAAUGGGGAUGAAGAAGAGAACACAGAGGAGGCUCUGGAUGCUGAAAGUUUGCCAGAGGUGGUGCAGGAGGAGGUGGCCAGAAGACAGAAGUUAUCUGGGGAGGAAUUGACUGAGCUAGUUGAAGUUGAGGAGACCUUUCCCUCCAGUGGUCUCAUCUCCAUCUUGAAGAAGAGAGCAUGUCCCGAGGAAUGCAGUCCUGUCAGUCCCUCUCCACCUAGAAGCUCCUCCAAAUUCAAAGUCCGCUUCAGUGAAACAGAUGCCUUACUGGAAAAUGAUGAAGUGGGUGAAGACUCCUGUUUGUUCUUCCUUGUCCUGUGCCUGGUAAUGGUGGUCAUCAGCAUGGGCAGUACCAUGCUCUACUGCUUCCUGGGUGGGGCUUAUUCAAAUAUUUGCAUGGAUUUCUCACACAACAUGGACUUUUACUUUGGAUUUCUAUACCGAGUGGUGGACACUCUCACACCCUGGUUCAUUCCUGCAUCAUCGUAGUUCUGUUGCACUGGUAACACACUCCUGUUUUUUCUUCAUCCGAUGUUUUCAUCGUCAAACAGCAGAAACAAA
Ictalurus furcatus (blue catfish) is the source of this 1539-nucleotide messenger RNA. It is a transcript of the gene cnstb, whose product is annotated as consortin, connexin sorting protein b. The transcript is spliced from 9 exons. Gene Ontology annotation, biological process: positive regulation of Golgi to plasma membrane protein transport. Gene Ontology annotation, molecular function: connexin binding. NCBI's taxonomy places the organism in Eukaryota, Metazoa, Chordata, Actinopteri, Siluriformes, Ictaluridae. The record is from RefSeq and is a predicted model, not a curated record. Bases 196 to 1467 code for a protein of 423 amino acids. Gene Ontology annotation, cellular component: trans-Golgi network; transport vesicle; plasma membrane.